UCUGCAUCCUGUCCGCAGCUCGCCUCGCGCUCCGUGAGCUGACAGCUCCGCCGCGCAUGCGCAGGGCGUCUCCACUGGCUCGCUCGGUGCUGAAGUUGGGCGGAUGGACGGAAAACACCGCUGAUGGAGAUAAAACGGCAGCAUGUAAUCUCAACGCGUGAUACCCCCGAUAUCCGCAUAAACACGUGUAACGACACCCUUUUAGAAGACUGACAUCUAAAACAAAAGGGAUGUCCUAUCCUGGAUCAUUUAGCCCUUGACUCAAGGAAAGGGUGUGCCUGAAAAUACCAGGUGUUUGAAACCUACCUCCACCCACCUCCCGCAUUCUCCAUCAGGCAUGAUAAGAGAAGAUACAAGAGGCCACAUUUUGUUUUCCAGCUCUCUACCAGUCUCAGUGUUUGACAUUACAGUCAUGAUUUUCUUACCUGAUCUUCGGAUGGAUUGCUACUAAUUUGCAUGCCUCAGAGUGUGAGUGGAGUUGAAAUGAGGAAAAGGCAGCAGGGACGCAUUGAAGGACCCCCGCAGGCGCCUGGUCACCCGAGGCCCAACACCUGCUGUCUGUGUUGGUGUGGAUGCUGCAAAUGCCUCUGGAAUGAAGACAGAAGGGAACGUUCAGAGAGGCAAACAUGUACAAAGAUGGAUAGCAUAGAAGCAACAGAGGAACAGCAUCCCACACUGGAUGAGCUGAUUGCCUGGUCUCGGAGCUUUGAGAUGGUGAUGCGCUCUGCAGAGGGGAGGGAUGUUUUCCGGGAGUUCUUGCGGUCGGAGUACAGUGAAGAAAACCUGAUGUUCUGGCUGGCCUGUGAGGAACUAAAGAAAGAAACCAACCCAUCAGCUAUCGAAGAAAAAGCCAGGAUCAUUUAUGAAGACUACGUCUCCAUUCUUUCGCCAAAAGAGGUCAGCUUGGAUUCCCGGGUGAGGGAAGGCAUCAACCAGAGCCUGGCAGAACCCAGCGGUACGAUGUAUGAGGAGGCCCAGCUUCAGAUCUACACCCUCAUGCACAGAGACUCCUUCCCCAGAUUUCUCAACUCAUCUGUUUACAGGGAUCUCCUUAACAGCAAGAGGGCCUGCUUAGACACCUAGGUUUCAGCUAGAAGAUUUGUGACAAAAAAAAAAGCCCCAAGGUGCCACUUUCAAAAGGUGUGAUGUUUCUUAUUUCAAGAGUGAGUAGUUAAGCAAUUCUGAGCAUCCACUAGUGACCAUGAAGUUCAGUUCUGUUUAAGUGCCAAUAUGAGCUGCUCAGGCAACCGUGACACAGAAAAAAACAUGUAGGAAAUCAGACAGAUGCAUACUUCCUACUGUCUUUUUCAUUCACCUGUUUUGUCUCUUUUGACUCCUCAAAUCUCCUCUCUCUUCCUGUUUACAUCACUUGUUCACUUUCUCUGUGUUCUUUCUACCUGAUCCUUUCCAUCUUUUACGCCUCGCAUAUCUGAGGACAGCUGAAUAAUGCUGUUAUUAUUAUUUUUUUAAGAGAAUCAAAAAACAACGGAUAAGCGGUAGAUGUUAAGCUAGAAAACCUUUGCAUGAUACAAGGUUAUGGAAUUUACUCCAGUUUGACAUUUAAGCCCCGGACUACAAUGUUUUGUUGUUGUUGUUUUUUUUACAAAGGGGAGAGAACAUUGUAAAGCUCUCAUAAGCGAAGGGAAAAUUAGCUGUGCCAAAUGUUUUGUAAAAGAGAAGCUGGAAAGCGUAACCUCCGUCCAAACUCUGUCUUUGCGUGUCGACAGUUCUUUAACUGGGAAACAUAAGGGCUAGCUAGUGUUGUGAUUGGGCAGCUAAAUGAAUCAUGAACAUUUCUUUCUCUCUGCAAAAAUCACAAUGCCACUGAGUAAGGGCACAAAAGCUGCUGAUGCUGGUGAUGACACAGUUUAUUGUGUGAGUCCUCCUAGCCCCUCCCAGUCCGUUACUAACAGAGAGAAGCACAGGUACUGUAUGUCAUGGGCUGUAAGCUUCGCCGGACUGACCGAGAAUUGCUUGAAAAUCACCCACCAACGUUCUGGAGGUUCUUAAAAGAGCUUCGAAUUGUCUUACACAUUAAAGAAAUGUAUUUUAUUAAACAAAAGUGUAGUGAACACUAUGCCUUGUUUUUGAGAGUUCCACUAGGAUUAUUUAAAAUAACUGUGAUCGCCGAGACCUGCUCGAUGAGGUGGUGCGACGGAGUCUCUUUUCUCUGCCUCCGAGUCCAAAUGUUCGUUUUUGCGACUUGAAACAAGGAGCGGUCGUUUUCACAGCUCGGAAAACUGCAGGUUAUCGAGAAAACAAGCAAACAAAAAAAAAACGAAGCAAGUCAGUCUUUUUUAUAAUGCUUUUUUCCAGCAUGCGUUUCUUCUGUUGUUUCACGUACACAUUGCAAUACUUAACCCAGAUAUGAUGUGAACCUCUGCGGGAAGCAUCGCGUUGACGAUGAUACUUACAAAAGACGAUUUCCUUCCGAGGUUUAGACGUGUGUCCCUCGAGAACGUGUUGUUGGAUUCAAACUUGAAUGUUGCUGUUCAAUUUUCUAGACAUUUAUGUGCUAUUGCAAUCGCAGCAGCCAGUGCAUGAGAACACGAUAUUUAAAUGACUGGUGUGUUAAACCACUCUCUCACCUUUUAGCGGAGAAAUUCAAGAGUGAAUUGCAUUUAAACCAACGUUUUUUUUGGUCACCACACCCAACCUCAAAGUGUCACUUUCCUGAACUCUUGUGCCAAUGAAUGAACGUUUGUUAAGUUAGGCAUGAUCAAGUGUGUUGUUGUUGGGUUUUCUUACUGGUGCUCUGAGAGUUAAGUGCCAUUCACUCUGCAGGUUUACCACAUUAAAAUGAAGACCUUUGUCACUUUACCGAGUGCAUAGAUAUUCUUCUUUGAACUAUUCAAGUGUUUGAGCAUCAUCCAAUGUGAGUAGGUCCUUUAAUAGGUGUUACCUAGUAGUUUAGUUUACUUACUGAAGCAGCGAACCAUCGUGGGAAGCUUGGCUUUCCAACAUUUCUAAAACAAAAUGAUUGAAUUUUCUUGUUUGUUUUAAAAGAAAAAGAAUCAUGUCAUUAAAGAAAUGAGCAAUAAAUCAAAAUUGUCUUGCUCUAAAAAAAGAAAAGAAAAAGACACUGUAUGACACAUGGACAUUUACUGUACCAAACUAUCUUUGAUGGGGGUAAUUGACACACAUUUACUGUAAGUUUUAUGAUAAAUGUCAAUGAAAAUUAAUGUGACUGUAUGACUAUUUCAAUCCAUACAUGUCAGUAAUCCAGGAAGUCCAAUGUCAUUGAAACUAUUCGACUGAGUGAAUAUAUAUGAUUAUUUAAAGCAGAUAAGGACAGAUUUAAAAUAAAUCAUAGUAGAAGAUAAUCAUGUUUAUUUAAACAAUGAAAACCGAAAUGAAACCGAAGUUCUUAUUAUUGACAAAAAAUGUGAGGCAAAUAAGAAAUGGAAAUUCAUGCAGUAUUAUGCUACUAUAUUUGGCUGCAGACGGAAUCGUUUGAUAAAAACUAUCGUUAAAAAGUUUCACACAUGAAGGUAUUAUUCGAAUUUGACAUUUUCACUUAUUAUUAAUUGAACUGCAGAAUAUACAAGAACAUGCGAUGUCACAUUUGGUCUCGUUUGCAGUGAACCAUCCUUUUAGAAAGUAGUUGUCUGUUUCAUUUCAAUGCCUCAACUUUAUUUUUGCUGCUAAUGUUUAAUCCGAUUUCGAGAGUUUAGGAGUUUUUCUCUUGACGGCUGUCACCGUGAUGGCUAACAGCUGUUGAUAAUGAUUUUAUCAGCUUGGUAGGACUUGGAAAAAACAACCUUUCUUGCCAAAAGGCUCCUUUUCUAAGCAAAUGAAGUGGAGCCUGUGCUAUGUGAUUAUAGAAGCGGCUCAUUUUCAUUGGUUUUCCACUACCUCUCGUUACGCUUAGUUCUUUUUUUUUCUCAUCUAGUUACCGUUAAAUGUUUAUUUUGAUCUACUUGAAGCCUAAUACUGUAAAUGAAAUGGGUUUACAAAGAAGAGUAGCAUUUCCUUUUGUUUGUUUGUUUGUUAAUUUUUUUUUUUUUAGCAUAAUUAUGAUAUAUACUCACGAAGAAUUCAGGAAACGUACUGUUUAAGGGCUAAUCCCAUAUUGCCUAUGCAAAUAUAUUAGUUGUCAUAUUGGAAAAAUUAGUAACUAAGGAAUGUUUCCUGAAAUUGGGUGGAACACUGGUUUACAUUUGCCCUUUUCUCUCCGGUCACAUAAUAUGUCAUAUAUGAAAUCCUUCUUGAUGAAAAAGCUACUCAAUUAAGAUUGAAAUAAAUCUGUAUUGUGUCUAUACUGUGGGUUGACAGUUCACUUUUGAUGUAAAGUGCAUAUUGAAUGUAAGGUACUGUGCAUGCUGAUGUUUAUUUGUUCAAGUUAUGGAAAACUGCAUUGGGCAGGAGGGAAGUAAUUGAAUUAUUUGAGUUUGAAGCGAGUGUCUAUUCUUGUUUUUAAGGGUGCUUCAGUCUUUUUGGCAAAGGUUGAAGGGCUACUUUUAGGCACUUUAAACACGGUUUUCAUGAACAAGAAAAUCUACCUCUUGGUUCUGUUCUCUCCACAUGCUUAAUAUAGAAGACCAAGCCUUGAAAAACAACGUAGCUCGCACACAUUUUGAUUGUUUUGACUUGGUUUUGAGCCACAGGUGAACUGCCAGGCGCUUCUAGCGACUGAAUUUUAGCUCAACCUCAUUGAUUAAACUUCUCAUCCUGUAGUUACGUUGUUUUUUUUCCUGUUUAUACUAAAGAUAAACAGUUUGUGCCCACGCAAAAACAAAAACUUAACACUCAUUUAUUCCUGUAUCUGUUAUAGCAUGUGCUUGCGUUAUGUGAUAUACGGAUUGUUGUAAUUACAGAAAAAAAAGUGUUAACAGCAGCACUCGGUAGUCACGGCAUUACUAGUGUGCUACACCUUUCACAGUUCUUCAUUGUUAGCACAUGAAAUAUGCUCUUUACAUUCAUAAGACAUCAGUGCCAUUGAUUUGAAGGGUUCUUUAGGGUAACCUGAAUUUUAAUGACCCUCAUUUGAAUAUUGCAAGGAGGAAGGCUUCAUGUACAUCAGCUUUUCUUUCAUUAAAUCAUUUUUCACUAUCGAAUGAAACUGAAAAGAGAUCAGGUAACAUUUUUCAUUAAAAUGUGUCGCCUGACUUUAAAAUCAUUAUUCAUAGUUCAUUUAUUGUUGUGUUUCUAAAGCCUCAUGGUGGACUCGGAAUAGUUGUUUAUAUCAGUUCACAAUUAAUUUCCGACUGUUUUCAUGAUUAAAAAGCCUGACUACGAAUAACUUCACAGAUUAAGUGCUGAAUUAUUUCAUUUCAACAUGUUAUUGCUAAAACAUUGUCUACCACAAACUUUACAUAUUAAUACAAUCACCUGCCAGGUACAGUCAUUAGAUAUUUAUAUAUAAAAAUUCCAAACGAUUUCAAAAUGAUUGACAAAAAAUGGAGAAUUACCAACUGCUAUAAUGGCAACUUUCAGACUCUGGAGGCAAACUGACUUCUGUAUCACAGUUUAUCACAGUCACCCUGAAGUGCCUUGAAUGUUUAGGCCAUGAUCUAUGAUUUAUCAUUAAUAUCCCAAGGGAAGGUGUUUGUCUUUUAAAGCCUGUGCUCUUCUCUGGGACUGAAUGCAUGAUGCACGCUGUAAGCAAAAGACAUUUGCACAUGCAGAAAGAUGUUAAAGUCCAGAUCUACGGAAAUAAGUGUGAACUGAUAGUAUUUUAGCAUUUUAGCCAUUCAGCUUCUGUCAUUGUCCACUGCUCAAAAAAAACAAAAAACAAACCAUCAUCAUCUUGAGGUUGUGCUUAUUAUAUAAGUGUUUGGUGCUUAUUAUGUGUCACAUAAUGAAAUACCCAACCUGUCAUCCCAUUGUCACAAUAUUUCUUU
Molecule: messenger RNA, 5843 nt
Organism: Carassius auratus (goldfish)
Lineage: Eukaryota; Metazoa; Chordata; Actinopteri; Cypriniformes; Cyprinidae
Gene: rgs17
Product: regulator of G protein signaling 17
Exons: 6
Coding region: 457-1083 (208 amino acids)
Source: RefSeq, a predicted model, not a curated record